AUGUCGAUCAUCUCAAAGUUACAGCAAAACCUCGGGCACAGCCACAUAGCAGCCCACCCAGACUUCACCCACGACUGGUGCAAACAACUCCUCGCCAACCCGGACAUCCGCUGGAACACCGUCACGGACGAGAAGAACGCCAGCAAACCGGACAAAGUCAGCAAUACCAUGUUCGAGUAUACGCUCUACUCUGAUCGCGGCAUCCGGUCUCAUCUGUCUUUUCGACGGCCGAGCAAGGAACCGGAGGCGGUGGAUGGUUGGGAAGCCUGCUUUCUGCUCUCCAUUGGCGAUGGCGUGGAUGGCAAGACUGGCCGAGCGCAUGGCGGUUUCAAUGGGGUUAUUUUGGACCAUAUAUCUGGCCAUAUCGCUCAUAAUGCCUCGCCUAACCCUAUCUCGCCGGCUACUGCGACCAUGACGAUUGACUACAAGGCCCCCGUUAGCACGCCGUGUGUGGUGCUCGCUCGAGCGUGGUUGAUUGAGAUGUCCGGGAGGAAAGUGUGGGUGAAGGCUAUCCUGCAAGAUGGGGAGGGAAAGGCGUAUGCUACUUCCAAAUGUCUGUUCAUCCUGGCUCGGGAGCCGAAGAUGUAG
Molecule: messenger RNA, 588 nt
Organism: Saxophila tyrrhenica
Lineage: Eukaryota; Fungi; Ascomycota; Dothideomycetes; Mycosphaerellales; Extremaceae
Exons: 1
Coding region: 1-588 (195 amino acids)
Source: RefSeq, a predicted model, not a curated record